GAGAUACCACCUUUAUGCGCCAUAAAUAUGCUGCGUCACCCAUGCCAUUCCUCACACAGCAUGUCCCGUUGUUACCACGAACGGGACCUUUAAUUUGUUUGCUUACUAGUUGAACUGGUGAGUUAUUAGCGCGAUAGUAAGCCAGGUGGGCCUGCCCUGGCGAUCAUCUUCAUAGUUCAUAAGGGUAUUCAGAAGUGUAGCACUGCACUGCACACAUAGUUCGUCUGGAAAAACGUUCGUAAUCUGUGGUAUCAACCUGAAACAUGGUGAAGUCCAAAAGAUUGGUGUUCGCGCGUCAGUUUGAUGGAAUGCCGAAGGAGUCGGACUUUCAGCUGGUGGAAGAGGAGACGCCAGCGCUGAAGGAUGGGGAAAUCCUGGUUGAGUCACUCUUCAACAGCGUCGACCCGUACAUGCGACCUUAUACAAGAGUGCUACCAACGGGUAUAACCAUGAUCGGAGAAGGAUGCGGUCGGGUGAUAGAAUCCAAAAGUUCCGACUUCCCUGUGGGUACCGUUGUCAUGCACCAGUAUGGCUGGUGCACCCAUGCCGUGCUGGACACCAAAAAGCCGGACCCGGAGAGACCCAUCCGGAAGGCCCCAGCAGACUACCCGAAGGACCUGCCGCUGUCUCUCCUGCUGGGAGCCGUCGGGAUGACUGGCAUGACUGCCUACUUUGGUUUCUUGAAGUUGUGUGAACCCAAGGAAGGGGAGACCGUCUUUGUCAAUGGGGCUGCGGGUGCUGUCGGGAGUCUUGUCGGCCAAAUAGCUAAGAUCAAGGGCUGCAGGGCGGUCGGCUCUGCCGGAAGUGACGCAAAGGUGGCCUGGCUGAAGGAACUUGGGUUUGACGCCGCCUUCAACUACAAAACUGUGUCGUCAUUGGACGCAGCUCUGAAGGAAGCAGCACCCUAUGGGAUUGACUGUUACUUUGACAACGUGGGAGCAGACUUCACCAGCACCGUGCUGAACCACAUGAACCUGUACGGACGUGUGUCCAUCUGUGGCAGCAUCUCAACUUACAACGACAACGAGAUGGCUAAAGGUCCCUAUCCGUUCGUGACGAUUCUGUCCAAGCAGCUGACCGUCGCCGGGUUUAAAGUCCCUCGCUGGUUCAAGGAAUGGCCAAAGGGAAUGGAACAAAUGGCGCAAUGGAUCAAGGAGGGAAAGAUCAAGUACAAGGAACAUGUGACCGAAGGUUUUGAAAACAUGCCCAAAGCUUUCAUCGGCAUGCUCGUGGGAGAGAACACAGGGAAGGCUGUCGUCAAGCUCUGAG
Molecule: messenger RNA, 1269 nt
Organism: Branchiostoma floridae (Florida lancelet)
Lineage: Eukaryota; Metazoa; Chordata; Leptocardii; Amphioxiformes; Branchiostomatidae
Product: prostaglandin reductase 1-like
Exons: 9
Coding region: 264-1268 (334 amino acids)
Biological process (GO): prostaglandin metabolic process
Cellular component (GO): cytoplasm
Molecular function (GO): 15-oxoprostaglandin 13-reductase [NAD(P)+] activity; 2-alkenal reductase [NAD(P)H] activity
Source: RefSeq, a predicted model, not a curated record